AUGGAAACGCAAUCUGAGCCUCUGCGAGCUCCUGAGAACACGGAGGCGUAUCUGCCCAACCUGAAAACGGAAUCCCGCGAACAAUACACGAACGGAUACUUUCUGAACUGGUUUACGGCCUUCGUCCAAAAGGGUGAUAAUCCCGGUCCCCACCCGCUCCUUUCGCUUUCGACCCAACACCACUUUGGCCCGGAGCGCCAAACACGCGACGCUUGUGUAGUGGUGUCGCCCCACCGCGCCCUGCAGGUUGCACCAAUGAUUCAGGCUUGGAUUCAUGAAUCCAAGGCCGGAAAAGUUCGAGUGAAGGACAGUACAGCCCUUACUGGCUACAGAAUGCAGGAUAUGCUGUUUUACGAGAGCAAGCGUCAGAGCAUCGGUGCGCAGCUGCUGGGCCGUUUGUGCAAUCCGGAUAUGGUGGCCCAGAUGCAUGAUUACAGCUGGACGGAGCUCUGGGGCUCCUCCGCUGUCGGCCCGCACUGCACAGUUUGGCAGCGCGAUCUAACCACAGGCGAGAUCUACCGCAUGAUUUCGUUCAACGCGGCUGAGCCCGAAAAGGAACUACUGCAGGAGCUGGAUGAUCCUGAUCCGAUCCAGUUUCUUGCUGAAUUUUGGAACAUGCAGCUGGAAGUCGAUCAGGAACUGCUGGAGGGGAUCGUGGGAUACGGCCGGGGCGAAAUCGUCGCGGCUACGAACAAGCUGGGGGACUUGACUGACGAACUGAAGCUGCGCCUGAACGUUCCGCUGCAAAAUGUCGCCGAUGAAGAAUUCGAGGUGAUGGAGGUGGAUGAAUCCGAUGACGAGUCCGGAAGUGAUUCAACUUACACCCCAUCCUCACCAUCUUCAUCGGACAUGUAGUCUCGUUCAACAAGCGGUCUGCAUCUGGAACCAGUCACUGCUCCCGUGUUCGAAUGAGUCAGGAUUUUUAUUAUUUUUGCUUACUUUUUCGGGAGAAGCCGGGCAGUCCCCUGUACGGUUCUGUUCUUG
Messenger RNA from Paramacrobiotus metropolitanus, 984 nucleotides. RefSeq lists its product as uncharacterized. The transcript is spliced from 3 exons. NCBI's taxonomy places the organism in Eukaryota, Metazoa, Tardigrada, Eutardigrada, Parachela, Macrobiotidae. Bases 1 to 855 code for a protein of 284 amino acids. The record is from RefSeq and is a predicted model, not a curated record.